Sphaeramia orbicularis (orbiculate cardinalfish) is the source of this 2123-nucleotide messenger RNA. RefSeq names its product probable E3 ubiquitin-protein ligase ARI5. The coding region runs from base 74 to 883 and encodes 269 amino acids. The record is from RefSeq and is a predicted model, not a curated record. The transcript is spliced from 4 exons. NCBI's taxonomy places the organism in Eukaryota, Metazoa, Chordata, Actinopteri, Kurtiformes, Apogonidae.
AAUCAAAUAGAAAUUGAAAGUCUGCAGUCGCUGUUGGUGUUAAGUCGUGAGUCCAGGGGUAGAAGACGACAAAAUGAAUCAGGAGGAGAAGACAUACGACCGCAACGACAGCACCCUGGUGUUCGUCAACAGACCCGAUGAUCUGGACCCGUUUCCUCCAGAUGAAGGUGACCUGUGUCUGCGGGCUCAGAUGUCCUGUGGUCAUGCGGUCACUCCACAGUCUCUGACCGCCUGGUGUCGCAGCCUCCUGGACAAGGGUCAGUAUAAGUUCAAGUGCCCGGCUCUGAAGGACGGAACCCUGCAGAGGUGUGAUGAAGUCUGGGCGUAUUCAGAGGUGCGCAGGCUGGCGGUGCUGACCAAUGAAGAGAUGCAGUACUUCGAAGAAAACAUCGCUCGCAUGGCGGCCACCGAGUACUGUGAAUACAAGACAUGUCCUGGCUGUAAAUCCUACAUAGAGAGGGACGACCUGACCAACCUGUGCGUGGAGUGCACCAUCUGUAAAUCCGACCAGAAGGCCUGUCAGUUCUGCUGGCAGUGUCUGAAGCCCUGGAAAGGCAGAGCUCCUCGCUCCGACCGCUGCGACAACGACGGCUGCACCAACCACGAACUGCAGCUGCUCAAGAACUGCAAGACCACCAUCCUCAACCAAGUGCAGGGGGUCGGCGAGGUCCCCUCCAUCCGGGCCUGUCCCACCUGUGGACAGAAGGUGGAGCACGACAAAACCGGCUGCAAGAACAUCCUCUGUCCUCGCUGUCAGGUGGAGUUCUGCUUCGUGUGUCUGAAGCUCACGCCUAAAUGUCUGGAGACCAGCUCGUACUACGUUCCCUGCAGCGGUGGCGUGGCCCCCAGACAAACUUCCAUACCGGUGUGGCGCCGAAACUAAACCACACCCCUACGCUAAAGGCCUUUUGGAAGCUUCCACGAUCUGUUCAAGGUGUUUCUGUCACAGUCUCAUUCCAGUCACUCAGUCCUUCAGUGUUCCAGGAAUUAGCCAGGUCCUCCAGGGAGUUAUGUGGGAAUAAUCACAGCAAUUAGUGUAACUGCAUCCAUCCAUCCAACCAACCAUCCAACCAACCAACCAACCAUCCAUCCAUCCAUCCAACCAACCAACCAUCCAUCCAUCCAUCCAUCCAUCCAACCAACCAUCCAUCCAUCCAUCCACAGAACCUGUAGACUGCUUGGUCAGGUUUAGAUGAACUGUUAUAACUGCAGGUUCAGGUGGUUUUCAGGUCCUCUGAUGAUGAUUAACAGUUUUUCUAACUCUGACCACACUACAGACAAAAUCUGGAGAAGUUCCAUCCAGAAGUGUUUAUUGAACAAACACUUGAAUAGUUCUGGAGAACCAACUGACUGACAAUACUUUGUAUCUCCCUUUUAUACCGUUAAGCUAAGACCUCCUUUUUAGGCGUUCGGCUGAAUUUUCUACACCCAUGUCUCUAAAAUUAACCCAGUUUGGAGCAGUUUUAAUGGGAGGAGGUCUCAAACUUACAUUGUUUCUACUAAAGUCUAUCUAAUGCUUCCACUGGUACCUGUGGAGUUCUAUUGCAAUGUUUGUUAUUGGGAAACGUAAGGGCUUAAAAACCAGAGUUUGUUCUUAAACAUUAUGCUAAUUGUUCAUCUUUAAUAACUUAAUGAUUAAACACUACCAUUACAUGUAGAGAACAAUUUCAUUACAAUGUAAUAAUUCUGCCAUAGCAUAUACCUUUAAUUUUGACCAACACCAAACAUAGUACAGUAGAUGUUUCUACAGUUCCUGGAAUGAUGAGUUACCGGUUUAGUCACUCAAUUAUCGCUGACGUUCGGUAUCAGUUCGUCUUGUCUUGGUUUUUAUUGGUUGUUGAAAGUGAAAUGGCAUCAAUGACAAGAUAAACUAUUUUCUAUUGUUAAAGAUAAGAAAAUGAAGAUGUUUUAAUUAGAGGAAAACAGACGCUACCACCACCAAAGCUGCCUGUUGUAAUGUUUGUUUGUAUCCUCUUUAUCUACACUGUUGUCAAGCAAAUCAUUACAUUAAAUAUCACUUAUAUUUCUUAGAAUCCUCUAUAAUCCACUGUUUUAUUGUUCCAGGUGAAGCUUCCUUCUGUUUUUUCCCAGUAACUGCAUCAAUAAAGUUUGUUAUAUUGAAC